Molecule: messenger RNA, 6532 nt
Organism: Strigops habroptila (Kakapo)
Lineage: Eukaryota; Metazoa; Chordata; Aves; Psittaciformes; Psittacidae
Gene: SNX30
Product: sorting nexin family member 30
Exons: 9
Coding region: 140-1456 (438 amino acids)
Cellular component (GO): cytoplasm
Molecular function (GO): protein binding; phosphatidylinositol binding
Source: RefSeq, a predicted model, not a curated record
GCUCCGCCUCCUCCGCCUCCUCCUCCGCCUCGUAGUGCGGUGGCGGCGGGCAGGGUCCGGCCGCGGCCCCGAAGCUUGUCGCCGAAGCGGCGCGGCCUCUGCUCCCCCUUUCCCGCGGUCGCUGCCCGGUCCCAGCGCGAUGUCGGGCGGCGCGGCGGGCGCCCCCAAGCCUCUCCCGUCCUCCGGGCCCAAGUCGCUGCGGGAGAUGCCGCAUCCCCUGGCCACGUCCAGCAGCGAGGAGAUGGGGCCGGCGCUCACCCCCAGCCCCGACCUGCUCCUGCCCCGCAGCAUCGCCGAUAAGGAUCUUAGUCUACCCAAUGGUACACCUGUGGACACUUCUAGCCCAGCCUCCUCAUCAUCUCUACUCAACAGACUGCAGCUGGAUGAUGACUUGGAUGCGGAAACUAGGGACCUCUUUGUUACUGUUGAUGAUCCCAAAAAACAUGUGUGCACCAUGGAGACGUAUAUCACGUACAGGGUCACAACAAAGACCACACGAGCAGAGUUUGAUUUGCCAGAGUAUUGUGUCCGCCGGCGGUACCAAGACUUUGACUGGUUGAGAAACAAGCUGGAAGAGUCGCAGCCAACGCAUCUCAUUCCCCCUCUUCCUGAGAAAUUCGUGGUGAAGGGUGUUGUCGAUCGCUUUUCUGAAGAGUUUGUGGAGACAAGGAGGAAAGCAUUAGACAAAUUCUUGAAGAGAAUAACUGAUCACCCAGUGCUUUCUUUCAAUGAGCACUUCAAUGUGUUUCUCACAGCCAAGGAUCUUAAUGCCUACAAAAAACAAGGAAUGGCAUUGCUGUCAAAGAUGGGGGAGUCUGUCAAAUACGUCACAGGAGGCUACAAAUUAAGAAGUCGACCACUGGAGUUUGCAGCCAUUGGGGAGUAUCUAGACACAUUCUCUCUAAAGCUUGGUACCAUUGACAGAAUAGCACAGCGGAUUAUCAAGGAACAGUUGGAGUACUUGGUGGAACUACGAGAAUAUGGACCUGUUUAUUCAACCUGGGGAGCACUGGAGGUUGAGCUAUCAGAGCCACUGGAAGGGGUGUCUGCCUGUAUUGGGAACUGCUGCACAGCUCUUGAAGAGCUUAGUGAAGACAUGACAGAAGACUUCUUGCCUGUACUUAGGGAAUAUAUAUUGUAUUCGGAGUCAAUGAAGAAUGUGUUGAAGAAGAGAGACCAAGUUCAAGCGGAGUAUGAAGCAAAACUGGAAGCUGUAGCCUUGAAAAAAGAAGAACGCCCAAAGGUACCCACAGAUGUUGAGAAAUGUCAAGAUCGAGUAGAGUGUUUCAAUGCUGACCUGAAAGCAGAUAUGGAGAGAUGGCAGAACAACAAAAGACAGGACUUUAGGCAGCUACUCAUGGGUAUGGCAGAUAAAAAUAUCCAGUACUACGAGAAGUGCCUUACGGCGUGGGAGUCAAUUAUACCGCUAUUGCAAGACAAGCCAGAGACCAAAUAAGUACCACCUCCAUGGACAGUCUAGCACUUCUAUGCUCAGUACCACUAGAUGUACUGGAACUGUAUGAAGGACUCCUUUUGUCAAGUUAACUGAAAUGCCAGCUGCACUUAAGCUGGAACAGAUGCUCUGAAAAUUAUUCUAAUUUUUUUCCUCACUUUCUGUGUUUAAACUGGGGUAUUUUUCAUCUUUUUAAGUUAUCUUGAAUGGUUCCUUCUUUAUCCUAUGGAGUGAUUGGGGGUUCACAGUGAAAGCGCACGGGGAUCUUGAUAAAACUUACCUCUUUAGUCUAGGAGGAACUGAUGAAUGGAACACUAAAAAGAUGAAAAUAAAACUCUACUGCAAGGUGCCAAAUGACAUCUUUAUUACCAUUCUGUUUUGUUUGCUUAUAAAACCCCCACAACAUAAUAAUUAUUCCUGUGAUACACUACUCCUUAACCAAUCCUUAUCCCUUACUUUGGAUGGACAGGGAAAGGCUGGAAAUGAGUAUUUUCUGUUUUGUUACCACCUAUAUGCUCCCUCUGGAUACAAAGGUUUCUGGAGACUUUAAUGUGUGGGAGUUGGGCUGGUCCAAGACAGAACAUAACACCACCACCUGCAGAUAGCCUGUGACGCAAGCAUGAACUGUGGUUUUUGUGAGUGUGGCAUGCUGUUGGUUCAUACAUCUUUGUUUACCUUGGUGCUUAUGAAGUAAUGUCAUUUGGCUGAAGUGUACUUGUGACUGACUUGGGGAUCAGAAUCAGCCUAGCUGCGGGAGCAAGUUGAACAGCUGCCUUUCAAGGCUUAUGGGAAUGGUGGAAGCAAGUAUGAGUCUUUAGUGUAUUUUUUCUAAAGCUAGCUCUGGAGGUUGCAUGGUAGAAUUCUCUUGGUCCAUGCUUUAAACGUUUGGGGUGUGGAGGGUUUUUUGUGUGUUUGGUUUCUUUUUUGUUUCAUUUUUUCCUGAACUAGAGCCACUUUGGGCUUGGUCACUUAAGGUGCCCACUAUAGUAAAGGUAGAACUCUGCUUCUCUCCCCAUGCUUCUCUCCCUUUUUUUUUUUUCUGGUUUGGUUGGUUAUUGUUUUGGGUUUGGUUUUGUGGGGUUUUGGUUUUGUUUUUUUUCCUCCAGAAGCCGAAAAGUGUCAAAUGCUUGCUUCCACCAAGCAUCAUUGUGUGUGAAACUUGCCUUAAACAGGUUGGUGGAGGUGGAUAGGUACCCUAUUAGGUACACAUAGUGUUCAUACCUGUUUAUUGAACCACAUGGCAAGUCUUUUAAAACUACUUUUGGUACGGAUCUAUUUUCUUAGUAGUUUUUAUUGGCCUUUAGAAAUGUAACUGCUUCUGCAAGUCCCUUUUCUUUCCCCGUUUCUCUGGCAGUCCAACCUCAAGUAAAUGACUGCUUUUUGUUAAUGACCAUAUGAAUGCUGCCAUGAUUCCCAGGGACCGAGAGUCUUGGUUUAACAGCAUGCAGAUAAAUCCUUUUUAACCAUCCUAAGUGGUUGGGGCUAAUAUCAGUGUAAUACUUGGAUUUUGGGGGAAUAAAUGAGUGCUUACUCCUAGCCUCGAGUGAUAACUUCAUCUCUGGCAACAUUCUUGUGAAGAGCAGUAGUUGAGUAUGUACAACUGCUGUGUUCUCCUCUGACAACCAACAAGGUACUGGUCUGGUUUGGACUUUAUCCCUUCAUAAACACCAAGUAAAACUGAAGCUCCCCUGCUCAACUUGGUAGAUUUAUAGCGACUCUCAAGAUGAGGUAUUGCAGCAAUGUGGUAGCUCUCAGGCCAAUUAGAUGCUCUUGGUGCAAAAGUCAAGUUUAAGACAUUUUAAGAGGUCUUCCUUUUUGACUCGGCCUUCAUUGACAACUCUGUGGUACUAAACUAUGCUUGCUGGUUUAAGCUCACAGUUUGUGAAUAUACACUUACUUGCUGUAAAUGAGAACUCUGCUUUAAGUUGCUGUUAGGUCCAGAAUGAUAAACUACUCUUGUGCAAGGAAGUGCUUAAGAGGACCAUCUUGAAGCAGUAGAGCCAGGUGUUUUCCUCAAUCUUCCUAUUAAAAAAUAAAGCACUUACAUACUGUUUAACAGUCUGACCUUCAGGGAUACAGUCUUCCCUAUUUCCCACAGAGAUCAACAUGCCUUUUUGAGCUGGUUCCUUUGUGGUAAAUGGAAUUUUGUAGUUGACCCUGCAACAUCACUGGGAAUGAAGCAAAAUGUAAUUUGAACUAAUAUUUAGACAUGUCUUCCCUUCACCUUUUAAAAAAAAAAAGUGAAAGAUGAGUAGAAAGGAUGGUGGUGACAUCAUGUGACAUCAUAGUGUUCAUGAGAAGCAUAACGGACAAUGGGGAGUACCAAGUGAAGCUCAAAUUGGUGUGUUACUUUUGAGGCUGGAGCUGUUGAAGAUUGUCUUAAAUAUUCUGUAAUCCAAUGCCACUGAUCCUGCAGUAUGGUUUUUAAACUUGUCCUCAUCCAAAGCAUGUUUUGAUUUCAGAUAAAUCCUGUUCUGGCUAAGCUGUUGAAAGGCAGGCACGCUUUGCACUUCCCUGUUGCAUUAUGUAGCUCUGUGGUACUUGCAGGUUGAUGUGGAUUUCUUACAUGAUGUGGAACACCAAAGCUUCUUAAGCCCCUGAAAUGAAAGUAAGGCUUAGUAUCUGAAAGAGGAGUCCUUUGCAAGAAUUGCAAGUGUCGUGGCGAGUGUCUUGGCUUGUAUGUGCUAUAGAGGAUACUCUUACAAAGAGCUAUUGUAGAUCACUAGGUAACUGUGGGAGAGGCUGUGUAGGGAGGAUCCUGACUGAGUUUUGGGGCAGCAGUGCUGAAUGGGAGAACUACAAAACAUCAGGAAACUCCUGUAAGAUGUAAAGAGUGCACUUACUUAACCUAUUGUUAGUAGGAUGCUGAGAUCUGAACUGUUAGCAGAACUCUGACAGGUUAUCCUGUAAUCCUUACAGGAUAGGAGUCUCUCCUUUGGAUGGCCCAAACUUUGCAUGUGAAAAGUAGAAGGGGUUAGUAAAGGGAAGCAGGAGUGUAGUGAAGGAGCUUCAUCUUUGAGUAAAUUCUUAAGAGUGCAGUCACUUAAGUUCACCAUUCACACAUGCACUAAAAUUAUGUCAAAAGUAGUCAGACCUUUUCUAUGAGUCUAUGUAACAUGUGGGUCAUUCAACAGUCCUUAAAUUAGCCCAGUUCCACUUGUAAUCCCUAGUCGGACCAAGUUCCCUCUUAGAGGAUGCAUAAUUCACUGCUGCCGUGGUUAGUUCUGUGUAAUUUCUGAGGUGUUUGUUUCUUAUCUGAACUGUCACCCGCACAGUAAAGCAGGCACUGAGAUCUCGUUUUCAUGCUUGGUAGUGAACUGUGUAUUGUUCAUGUGUAUCCUUACCAGGCUCUGACUCUUGCAAUAAGUAUAGGUGUUGAAACACCAUAGCUUUUUCAGGUAUCCGUUGGAAAAAUAAAAAAGUAAUAGGAGUAGCACUAAACACACAAACUGUUCCAGUGUAACUUGUAGCAAAGAAGAAACUAUGGAUUCUUCGCUGAGGUCUACUUGAAUUUUUGUCACACUGGCACUUGUGCUAAGGAUAGAGUAGUGGGAUAUGUGGUAGGGAAGAAGCAUCCGCAAAGCUCAUGUGGCAGCGGCUGUUCUGUGGGGGCACUGUGAGGCAGUCUUCCACCAGUGGCUCUGUGUAGCCAGUUUGUGAUGCAUAUUUCUUCAGGUGUUGGUCCUGCAGAUGCAAGGUUCAAAAGAAUUCCCUCCCAGCCUACCAGAGAGUGUUCAGUGUUUUAACAGGAGCUGUGUUUUUGUCAAAAAUUGCACAAUUUACCUGUUUAUGAUUAAUGUUGCACUCUGUUUAAAAUCCUGGUGCUGAACACCACUGAGCAAAACUGCAUACAUUAAACUAGCUCAUUAGCUGUUCAGCCUUCUUAAAUUCUGAAGGUAGAACAGUCUCUCCCUUGGAAUAUUACCUUUCACUACAGCAACCAAUAAAUACGGAAAAUGGGGUCUUUUUUUUUUUUUUUUUUUUUUUUUUUUUUUGAAGAUAGGGGAGUUGCUACUAGUUACCAGAUUUUUUUUUUUUUUUUUUUAUAAAGUAAAACUGGGGAUCACAGGAAUAAACUUGCCUUCUAGCAGUGUGAAUGUUGCAUUUUAAACUUUUUGGGAGUGCUGUUUAGCCAACUUUAUGAAAUAAAGAGGCAAAAUUUAAUUCUGUGCUUAGCACUUUGUAGUCUUGCUGGAGUAUCUGAUUUGUACAAGUGAACUGGGCUAAUUUUAAGGUUGCAGGGCUAAGGCACAGUACUUACGCAGAAAAUAAUGCACUUUCCAAAAAGGCAUAAGUAGAUCACCCUUACCUAAGUGGCAUGAUAAAAUAUUAAAGGCUAGUCACUGUCCUAGACUACUUUGCAGGCCUUGGUACUCUGUGCUUUGAAGCUAAACCAUUUCCUUAAUUCUGCUGCUGGGAUACGUAUCCAUUCCUUCAGAUCAAGCAGCAGGGUUGGAGCCAGUGCCACAUUCCCACUGCACAGGGAGACGGGUUGCAGAGGGGCAGUCUUACAACAGCAAACAGCCAAAGGGCUUUUGUCUUUAGCGUAUGAAAAUAAAUCAGUACUGUCCAUGUUCUCUUUUUGCUCUGUGCCUGCAUCCCUCUGUCCCUCCUUAAGGUUAGGAGAGUCGGGCCAUGCAGGUGAAGGCAAGCUGGCUGAGUGGAGGAGGCGGACCUCAUCCCCUCAUUGUUGAAGGUCUUAGUACUGGGGACAACAAUGACCAGUGCUGGCUCAUGGCCCGGACUCUUUCUCUUUCAGCCUGUGUAGACCCACUCACUAAAACUAGAGUCACCAUUCAUACCACUGAAAACCAAAAUGGAAGCUGUGAAAAGACUUGUGUCUGUGUGGAUUAGCCUAGUAAACAGUGUAAAAAUGGGAAGGAAGCUUUUGUUUCCUGCGCUCGACCAAAUCUGGCAACUGUACUCUUGUUCAGACUCGCAGGCUAGGAAAUGUUGUCUUGCCUUCUGGUGCUGGCAUGUUUCUAUACCCUUUCAUAUAUCUCUGUAUAAAUAUACUUUGUGCAUUGUUUACUAUGGAACUAGUAUUGAUGGAGAAAAACACUUUGAGGUAAAACUGUU